Maniola jurtina (meadow brown) is the source of this 5654-nucleotide messenger RNA. RefSeq names its product RNA-binding protein 26 (gene swm). Gene Ontology annotation, cellular component: nucleus. The transcript has 25 exons. The record is from RefSeq and is a predicted model, not a curated record. NCBI's taxonomy places the organism in Eukaryota, Metazoa, Arthropoda, Insecta, Lepidoptera, Nymphalidae. The coding region runs from base 176 to 2887 and encodes 903 amino acids. Gene Ontology annotation, molecular function: RNA binding; metal ion binding. Gene Ontology annotation, biological process: mRNA processing.
AUUUGACUUGACAACUGUCGGACGUGCACGAGAAAAAAAUAAAAGUUUUAAAAGUGAUUCGCAAGUGAUAUUUGUGUGAUUUAAUAUAUUUAUAUGGCGAUUAAUUUAUUUUAAGUUCGUGUUAAGUGUUUUGUACAUAGAUAUUAUUGUGAACUGUGUAAUUUGUUUACACAAAAUGAUAAUUGAAAACCCAGACGCUUUUAAAUCUUGGUUGACGUCCAUAUUGGAACCUCUAUGUGACGCGGACCCGGCUGCUCUCGCCAAGUAUGUGUACGCGCUGGUGAAGAAAGACAAGCCACUAGACGAGCUGCGGGACGGCAUGCUGGACCAGCUUGAUGUAUUUCUGCAGCACGAGACAAGACCCUUUGUAGACAUGCUGUUCAAAUCUCUGGAAACACAGGAGUACUUGAAGGCCUCUGUGGAGGAAGAGAAGAAGCAGCCUUCUCCGCCACCAGAACCCACUGAGCUGGAGAAGGAACCUGAGAAUGAAAACCAUGUGCCACCAUUGCCCCCGGCGGAGAAACCACCUAUACGGGCGCGCGUGGAAAGCGGCAACGGCGCUCACCGAGUAGUGGUGCCGCGCUCCAGGCCGCACCCUCCCCACGAACAGACACUAGUGAAGCUUCUACCUACUGAACUGCUGGAAGAACCAGUGGAGCCGCCCAGGAGGAGAGAACGAAGAACUGACUCAUUGCGCGACAAGGAGGAGCGGCGGCGACGUCGUUCGCGCUCGUGGGAGCGGCGCGCGCGGCCGCGGCGCGUCAUGCGGGACGGCGAACACGAACGGAGGUGCGCCAGAAGGCCGCCGUCGCGGUCGCCGUCGCCGCGCGGCCGCUAUCGCAACAGAAGCCCGCCGCCCGUCGUUGCGGACAGACAUACUAGCCGCUCUAGAUCAAGAUCCCCACCAGGCCCGAUGCGCGAUCGUGAACUGGAGAGGGAAAGGGACAGAUUACGCGUACCGCGUGAGAUGGAAAGAGACAGGAUGUCGCGCGACAGAGAACAUAGAGACAGAAUCUCGCGAUCCAGAGAUAGGGAUCGGUCACGUGAGAGAUCGCGCGACCGCUCGAUGUCCCCGCACGGCGACACGCGGCUGGAGCACACCGACCCCUUCAAGAGGAGGUGUAGAGAUUUCGAUGUGAAAGGCUACUGCAUGCGCGGAGACCUCUGCGAGUGGGACCACGGGGUUGACCCGGUGGUGUUGGAGGAUGCUACGCUCACCAGGGUGCUAGCCAUACCCCCGCCUGUGCCUGAGUACAACCCGGCGGCUCCCGACAUCUGGGGCGGAGGAGUAGUGAGCGGGUUCGCGCCGCCCUCCAUACCGCACCUGCCGCACAUGCCUCACCACUUAGCGCCCAGAGAACUCGUCCCCAUACCCAGAGUGCGCCACGAGCCUCCCAUGGGCGCCACGAUGCCGCCCGCGCCGCGGCACCCCGCGCCGAUGAAGAAAAACUUCGACUACAACCGGCUUGGUCCCUCAAGGCCUUCCAUCCGUCACAACACUGCCAACUGUUCGCUGGAAGUGAAGAAGGUGCCGCCCGGCCUCAACGACAUCACACAUCUCAACAACCACUUCUGCAAGUUUGGCAAGAUUGUCAACAUUCAGGUUUGCUACGAGGGUGACCCCGAGGGUGCUUUAAUUACGUUCUCAAACCCAACGGAGGCGAACGUGGCGUACAAAAGUACUGAAGCGGUGCUCAACAACAGAUUCAUCAAGGUCUUCUGGCACAACCCUGAGAAUAAACAAGAGAACACAGCGCCCGGCGGUCAGCAGGCGAACAAGCCGACAGACAGAAAUGCGCACCUCAUGUCUCACAACAAGGUGCUGAUCAACAUGGACAACAUCAAGGCCACCGCCGACAACAAGCAGAACGCUGAGAAGCUAGCAUUGCAGCUAGCCAAAGAGACAGCAAACGGCCAGGAGCCGAUAAAAGAACCAGUGAAAAAAGUAGACACAAGCAAACAAGUACAAGAAAUGCAUCGACGCGCGCAAGCCUUGCUGCAGACCCAGCUGACGCAACAGAAGCUGCUCAUAGAGCGCCUCGAGACAGGCAACGGCACGGAGCAACAGAAGGCUGCUCUGAUGGAAGCCAUCAACGCUUCGCAAGAAGGCAUCGAGAAGCUGAGGAAAGAACUAGUCGCGUACAACGGCAUGGCCAAACAGAUGCAGGACGAGUCCGUCUCAAGAUCGCUGUCUCGCCUCCACCUCCACCAGGCGAACGCCAAGAAACCCAAAACACCGCAGGAAGCGCAAAAGGAAAUAUUGGACGCUGAAUUGGAUAUUAUUACAAAACAACAGGAGGGACAAGAUGUAACGGAACUGGCUCGGAAGAUCGCGGAGAUGCGGCGACAGAUGGCGCUGCAGUUCCCCACGCACGCCGGCAUUCGACGACCGCACUCGAGCUAUCGUAUAGUGAAACGAAAACUUAGGGGUGGUCGCUUCAACUCGGCGAUGCGCUACACGCGCGGCGGGCUGGCCGCCAAGGGGUUCAGCGUCAACCAGUCGGUGGACCACCGGCCCCGAGCGCUGCUCGUGUCCGGCUUCGAGCCCGAGGAGCUGGACGCGCUGCAGGCGCACUUUGCCCAAUUUGGUGAGAUCACCGCCAAGGAAGUGAACCUCUCAGUGCCAGAGUUGGUGGUGCAGUACCGAGCGCGCGCGCACGCCGAGCAAGCUCUGCUGAGGGCGAGGAACUACAACGACAGGACGCUCUCCAUAACAUGGGUGACGAAUAACAAGGCGCUAAGCGCUGCGCCCGCGCACAACGGUGCGACCAACAAUGCUGCGCCCGAAAACAAGGAAGUACAGACGCCGCAGGAGUUAUCCGAAGACGCGCUUCUCCGUUUCGACGAGGAGGAAGAAGACGAAGAAGACCGCUCCUGGAGACGUUGACCUUUGACUCUCGCUGGCGACGCUGGCGGUGCUACUUUUGCUACUCACACUACUGCUACUACCUGCUGCCUGCAGAUUAGCAUAAGUUACGUCAUAAGUGCUACUGGUCUCUUUAUUAAUAUGAAUAACGUUAAUUUAGUUAGUAGCAAAAGUAGCGAUAGGUAGUCGAAACUUAAUUUCGGAAUAUGUAUAGCAUUUUUAAGGGCCGAUUUUUCAGUCGCUUAACAAAUUUCAACUAACAAUAAGUUGGACAUUUUGACGGAUUUACAUUAAAAAACUGUGAUAAUGUCUAAUUUAUUCCUAUAGGUAAAUAUUUGGCGACUGCAAAUUCGGUCCUAAUAUGAGUAAACCUUUAGGGUAAUAAGUACUGGAAAAAUCUUAUAACUAUAUAUAUAUCUUUAUAGAUUUAAAGAUUUUUGCUGGCUACUUUCGCUGCUAUUACAAAUUGCUUAAUUCAGGUUAAUUUAACGUACUUCGGAUAUUUUUUAAUAUUAAUAUCGUUAAUUUAGUAGCAAAAGUAGCGAUAUGUAGUCGAAAGUUAAUUUCGUUUAGCAUUUUUAAUAUGAAUAAACCUUUAGCGUAAUAACUACUGGAGAAGUUGAUUUUUGAUUUUCGCUGGCUACUUUUGCUGCUAUUACAAAUUCGUUCUACGUUCAGGUACAAUCAAAUUCUACCUACGUCAUAAAUUCUACUGGUCAAAGUGUAUAACGUCAAAUUAGUAGCAAAAGUAGCAAUGUGGAUUUUAAAAGUAUUUACCAAUUAAAGCUCACUAUAUGAAAUAUCCUAGAAAACUUGAUUUAUAUAUUUAUUUAUUUUACACUCAUUUUUUAUAUUCCGUGGCAAUCGAUUAUUGUUAUUAUAAAUUAAAAUUUAUUAAUUUAAUGUUGUUACUUUUGCUACUUCUACCAUGUUAUUACAAUGCUACUAGCGAUCCAAAUAUCUAUCAAUCUAUACAUAAUCUGUCGAUAAGCUACUUAGCAUGUUGCUAUUUGUCGCAGUUUUCUAAAUGUAAUGAAAUAUAUUUAUUUGCUGAAUAUGAGUUCAGUACAUAAUGUUCAAAAUAAUAUAUAACUAAGAAUAAGCGACCUUCAUAUUCUACUACAUAAGCAUGCAAAUAUUCAAUGCUAAUCAGGGAAAACGAUCUCUUUCAAUAAAUUAUAACAAUCAUAAAAAUAAGUAACAAUCAAUUUUUUUACAAAUAACGACAUUGCUAUUUGCAAGUAACUUUAUCGAAAGUUUACAUAUAAUAUAUUGAUUAUUAAUUUUGGCCAUAAGCAACAAUUUACUUGAUCAUACUAACACACGGAAUAAGACAAAUAUAAAUUACUCAGAUGCUUUCUACGCCAUUGAUUCUACUUCUUACAACUAUGCUAUUAAACUCGAAGAUUGCAAUACAAUAGGUGUCAAAAUAUUAAAAAGCUAUUUUACUUUAGGAUAAUUUUAUCUAAUCCUAAUAACUCAAGUCGUCAUAAAUACUACUAAGAAAAAUCUAUCAAACUAUUAAACAUAAUAUAUUCGUACAAAUAUUAAGUAGAUGUCGUGAAAAAUAAAUAUGUAUAGUGUCAUAUCGGAAUCAUUAAAUUAAUGUAUAGAAAAGAUAGGCUUAACUUUUUAGUAGAAUUUAAGACGCGGGCAAUAAGCUAUCGCUAUAAAUGCUAUUUCUACUAACGCUAACCGCGCAUUAUACCACUCAUCGAACGCAACACGUUAUCCAGAUUGGACUUUGAAAUAACCGAUUAAAAUGGCGAAAAUAAAACUCAGGACCGAAAAAACCGGUCUUACAAUCAGGGGAAAUAUGCAUGUGGUUUAUUUAAAUUGAAUUCAAGUAAGUAGGUAUUUCUUUUUUUUUUUAAUGGAAAUCAUAAAAUUAAUCUAAACCAUCCAUUUUAUUUAAACAAACACUUCAUGAUUAUAUAAUUUAAUAAAUAGUCCAAAUAAUGCAUGAGAAUUUUCAAACUGUAUCAUUGGUUGUAAUGAAAAUUACACCAUCCAUGUCAGCCAAUCAGGAUCGUUCGAUUUUGUGUGACGUCAGCAUACGUACACGAUAUUAUUAUCAUUACGCCUCAAAAUGGCGGCGUUAAAAACUUCUGAAUCUAAUCACAGAUAAAUAACUAUGGUGUAAGUAAAUUAACAUAUAAAAAAUACAUGCAUUUCCCUAUUUUAAUGUUCUCGUAUAGUUAUCGUUUAUUUAUGUACAAGCGAUAAAGAUAGGUAAACUGGGCAGGCAUAUUGUCUGAAAAAAAAGUCAAGUCAAAGUUUUUCAGAAAAUACGUCCAAUUGAGUAUCAACAAUUUAUACCUCGGCGAAGCAAUAGUAGAAUAUAUGUGAUUAUGUCUAUACGUUUACACGUUUGAUUAUGAUUAUGUAUACAUGUUUGAUUACGUGUAUGCUACACGUUUGCAUAAUAUAAUAAACGCAAAUGUACCACUUGCCACAUAAGCGCGAUAUCACAAAUUAUUUGCUGAAUCCCGUUGGUGGUUCUACCAUUCGAGGCUCGAGCCAUCGCCAACGGUGACUUUGCAGCGAAAAAAUAGAAAACGGUUAAGUACGACUCGGAUUAGCACAUGAGGGGUUCCGUACCAUUUUACAAGAAAUAACACUAUUUUUUCUAAAUUUUCAUUCAUAAAAUUUGAUGUUUUGUCAUAACGACAAUAAAUACACAUUCCGUGAAAAUUUCAACUCCACCAAUUACGGUUCACGAGAUACAGUCCGCUGACAGACAGAUGGAAUGACAGCGGAAGUUUAGUAAUAAGGUCCCAUUGGCAUC